Molecule: messenger RNA, 2294 nt
Organism: Lates calcarifer (barramundi perch)
Lineage: Eukaryota; Metazoa; Chordata; Actinopteri; Centropomidae
Gene: ifi44g
Product: interferon induced protein 44g
Exons: 11
Coding region: 227-1456 (409 amino acids)
Source: RefSeq, a predicted model, not a curated record
CUCUGCAGUGCAACUGUAACUUAAAGCACAUGAUUUGCUCAUGCAAACCUAAACUUGGGGGUGGAUGAGAAGCUGUCAGCCUCAGCAGGUUUAAAGGGAAGGAACUAACUUCUGAGGAAACUGAACAUUUAAAGCUCCACAAAGAAAGGGCACCGGCUGUGUUUUUCGUUUUCCACCCAGACUUCACUUCUGUUGUUGUUCGCCACGUCUUCAUGUAGAAGUUGUUAUGCAGAAACAAACUGGAUUAAAAAACAGCGUUGGCGGAUUUGGUCCAGUCCAGUCUCUCACAGCUCUGGCUACAUCAGAUCAACCAGCAUCAAGCACAGCAGUGGAUGCCAAAAAAGUUUUCAACAUAGGUACAUCUACAAUCAGCCCAACGGACAAAACAAACAAACCUCUUUAUACACGCCUAGGAGAUUAUAAGAGGGUCAGAGUUCAACGGAAAGACAUGGAUUCAAAACAAGUUUUCAGCUUUAAAUUUCCAGCUACUACAGUCCAGCCUGCUAAUGCCACAGCACUGAGCGCUAGAGACAGUCUCAGCACAGUCAGUUCCACAGAGCCAAAGACAGACAAACCUUUUCCUUUCCCAGGACCCAAGCUGGAAUCUCAGUGGAGAGAUGUGGAGUGGACAGAAGAGCAAAAGACGAGCCUGAUGACGAGUGUCAGCUCCUACAAACCAAGCUGUGAGGAGGUGACUGAGGCCAGGGUUCUCCUCCUUGGCCCGGUCAGCUCUGGAAAAUCCAGCUUCAUCAGUUCUGUCCAGUCUGUGUUUAAUGGAAGAGUCACGAACCGGGCCAUGGUGGGCUCCUCCUCAACCAGCUUCACCAAGAAGUCCUUCAAAAUCCGUGGUGAGAAGCAAAAAGAUCUUACCGGAUUGGUGCUGUGUGAUAUUAUGGGCCUGGGGGAUGGUGAAAUGACCGGACUGACCCUCUAUGACAUCCUGUCUGUCAUCAAAGGUCAUGUACCUGAGGGAUACAAGUUCAGCCCAGAUCAGCCGGUGAGAUCAGAGAGUGUGGGCUAUGUGAAGAGGCCGAGCCUUAAAGACAAGAUCCACUGUGUGGCCUUUGUGGUGGACGCCUCUAAAAUCCUGACCUACCCCAAAGGCCUCAGCACCACUUUCCAACAGCUCCGAGAGCACAUCAGUGACCUGGGUGUUCACCAGGUGGCGCUGCUGACCCACAUAGACAAAAUCUGUCCAGAAACAGCCAAAGAUGUCACCCAGGUUUACACGAGCCGCAUAAUUCAGGAUAUGAUGGGUAAAGCUGGAACUCUGUUGGGUAUGUCCACCUCCUACAUCGUCCCUGUGAAGAACUACUCCUCAGAGCUGGGCCUGAACGUGAACACAGACGUGCUGCUUCUCAGUGCUGUCGACCACAUCCUGCAGUACGCUGAUCUGUAUUUCCAGGACAACACGCCACAAUAUGAGUCAAAGAUAGACAAAAACUUUACAGCCUAAGCUUUUGGAAGUAUACCUUUCAAACAAUAUUAGCAAAGUCAUCAUUUGUGAUAAUUUAUGCCUCAAUGUAAUAUGCUAAAGAGUGGCUCCCAGUGGUAAUAUCAAAGCUUUAAUUACAUAAAAAUGUCACAGUGGGGAUUUAAUCUACCUUAUAAAAUACUACUUUCUCAUGUUUGCUUUUUUUUUUUUUUUAACAAAUUUUGUUGAUAACAGUGUUCUUUGUCUAAUGACACUGGACUGAAUGCAAGAACCAUUCAUGUAAACAGAAUUGUACAUACAUCAGUGGUUUAAGAAAACUUGCUUUACCUAAUGCAGUGGGUAGAAAUGAAAUUUACUUGUGGUCCAAACUUGUCAUACUUGUCACGUACAGAGUCUAAUUUCUUUCAUGUAAGAAUCAUAAUGCUCUUGAUUUCAGUUUAUUAAAAAGUUUACAUGUUAUUGAAACUGAACUUAACAACUCCAAGAGUUGAUGCAAAAUUCUGCUCGCAAUAUCAUCAUGUCUAUCCAAAUUUCUGAGGUUCAACAACUUUAUUUUUCACGGUACUUUCACUGUGGUAGCUGCCCCAGGUUCUUUAUACAAAUCACUGUGUAAACACACACCCUAUAUCACACGAAGGUGUCUCCUCCCUACUGUAAUAUUCUUUUAAUCCAUGACUCCAUAACUCUAUAUCUCCACAACUGGCACAUCUCUUGAGCACCUCGCCUCUAAGUCAUGGACCACUUAGAGCAUUUUCUUUAACCUCAUUUCAAACCAAUGUUAAUUUCUGUCACAGCACUGCUCUGCUGUGUUGUGGAAAUUGCAUGAAUAUCAUCAGUAAUAAACACGCAAAACACCGGA